Molecule: messenger RNA, 1099 nt
Organism: Schistosoma margrebowiei
Lineage: Eukaryota; Metazoa; Platyhelminthes; Trematoda; Strigeidida; Schistosomatidae
Source: the annotation of a GenBank genome assembly
UGAAUGAAUAUUAUUAUACCAACGGAAUUUAUCUGAAAAAAGUAUAAUGAACUUAUUAUUAAUCAUAAAUAAUUCAAACAAACCCCCAAUAAUUCUAUUCCGUUGAUUCAAUUAACUAUAAAAACAUUUCUGAAAAUGUUUAUUUGUUAGUUUUUCUUUUUUUUUCUUUUUUUCUCUUUUUUUUGUUAUUUAAAAAAGAGAUUGCAUUAUCAUUAUUAUCAUAAUGAAUAAAUUAUUAUUAUUAUUAUUACUAUUAUAUUUCACCUUAUGUAAUCUUUUGACCAUGGUGUAUAGUGGAUAUGGAUAUCAACGUGGACCAAGUUAUAUAAAUCCUGAUUAUCAACAAUCUUAUCAAAAUAAUAAAUAUAAUGGUGAUGACUAUACUAAAAAAUAUAUAAGUAAUGAUUAUGAUUCGACUAUAAAUAAUCAAUAUGGUAAUAAAUAUGGUAAUGAUCAUGUUAAAAUUCAAAAGAAGAAUAAUUAUGACAGUUCCAAUUAUCAACCAACGUCUUAUAAUGGGGAUAAUUACAAUAAUAAUAAUAAUAAUAAUAAUAAUAAUAAUAACGAUUAUAAGAAUAACGAUUAUACACCAACAAAUAAUAAUUACCAAGCAAAUAAUUAUCAAGAUUAUGGAUCCAGUGAUAUAUCACCUACCAGUGAAUAUGGUAUUGGUUCAAUUGGUACUGGAGUUAUAUCUGGUUCUAAGCAUAGUCAUACUCAUUUAAAUAUUCAUGGUAAAAUGACUGGUGUUGGACAUCAAGAUUAUGGUGUACAUUAUUUAUCAUUGACUAAAUUCCGUAAAGGUGGUGGCUAUGAUAUCUAUGGAAAAAAACGACAGUUUUUAGAUUAUGAUACAACAGGACAUGUGAAAAAAUAUGGUAAUCAACAUGUGAAAGCGAAAUUUGAAGUUGUUGGUAAAUUGCAUGGACAAUCAACAUUCAAGGAUAAAUCAAGUUUCAAACCAAGCGGUGAUAAUUAUGGUGGGAACGGAAACGGUGGUCAACCCUACUGAAAACUAAAACAAUAAAACAUACUAGUGAAUAAGGAACAGGAUCAUUAUUAUUAAUAAUAAAAUAAAUAUAUUUAUUAUCAUUAAAAA